Molecule: messenger RNA, 981 nt
Organism: Drosophila mauritiana
Lineage: Eukaryota; Metazoa; Arthropoda; Insecta; Diptera; Drosophilidae
Exons: 2
Coding region: 577-981 (134 amino acids)
Source: RefSeq, a predicted model, not a curated record
GGUUUCAGGAAGCUCUUAUACUGCAAUUAGUUGGCCUCUCCGAGAUCCCAGUUAGUUUUUCGCUCUGUUUCUGGUUCUGUUUCGCCACCAGGAAGCGGGCGACAGCAGCAGGUAAUUGAUAUUCCAUCUGCCAGCGAUACCAGACCCUUGCGGUCUGCUCUUCUGCCCAAGGGAAACAAGGGAGGGGACUGACGACUGGCUGGCGUACUCCGCGGAUGGCCGAGCAGACCUACUUGGCCAUGCCAAGCCAAGUCCACUUCGAGUACAGUUAAUUGGUUUCAUUGACCGCCGACUAAGGCGCGCAACGGCUUCCGUGGCCAACUGGUAAACCUGUUGUUGGCGCUCUAAUCCAUGCUAGCACUUGGUCGUUGGCCCCUUGGAGGCUCUUAUUAUGAAUAUCUUAAUAACCCAAGGACUGGCUGGUGACGACCCAAAGGGCCUGCCUGAUAGGCAGGACACGAUAACAAGCGGGAAACCGAGAAGAGCAGCUGCUGCCGGAGGACCAGGCACAAAUUGCGGUCAACAUUAAUUAAAAAUACGGUUUGGGGUGACCCGCGCAGAUUUCCCAGGCGCAGAAUGGGCGGCUGGAAUGGAGCAGGGGACGCGACUGACGAAACUGCGGAUCAAGCACAAUGCAAAAAAGUUAAGGGCCGUCGCCCGCAGGAAAGUCCCAGCAAAAGUGCAGCUCAACUGGUAGCUGUGGCCGCCCGUCCCAUUCUCCUUCGAUGCCCUCCAUUCCCCGAUUCCCUGGAGCAGCUCGGUGCACCACAAAGUUGGAAAUUAGUUUGUUUUUCUGUCAAGGUGCUGGUGGAGCUACUUGGAUUUUUGGCUUUGUUGGCUUACAUUCCCAGUGCCUACAUCGUCCGUUGCCUGUUGGACAAGGACAGGGACACAAGGACACAGGGCAGGAGGAGGCAGGAUCAGGAUGGCAAGCCACAGCGUGCAUCGCGCCAGGACAGCAGGAAAAGAUUUCACAUCUAA